CUGCCUUCCUUCUCCUGUGUUAAGGGUUUUUUCAUCUCUAAAAUGAAGCUGCACCCAAACAACAACUUGAUUCCCCCUUUCCACCAAUAGAGUUACAUGUUCCCCAAGGAUAAAAGGAGCCAAAAGACAGCACAACAAUCACAGAUCACAGCCUAAUUGAGGGAAUUUCGUGCAACCUCCUUUCCUAACUGCUCUCAGCAUUUGCAGCAAUUUUCAGAGAUAUCAAAUGGAGAGGGAUCAUGAAAAUCAAGGGGAAGUCACAAGAUGAAGAGGAUACCAAUAAGAGCACUCCGGACAACUGAGAAUAACCAGCAACUUUGAAAAUGAAAACAAAUUGAGCCUUCAGAAAAGCACUCAGUUCUUCUCUUUCCCCAGCUGGUGAGAGACAAAGGGGAGACAAUCAAGAAGAGAUUUCAAACUGGAAAAAGUAGAGGAUGCAGAACUCAACAAUAGAUUACAUGAAAAGGUCAAAGGAGAUUAUUUUUUCCAUUAGGAAAAAGAGGGAAAUAUCUAGAGGUGAGUGAGGAGGAAAAAGACAAUUGGAUAGCCACUAAAGGUAGACAGUAAUGCAGGCCUUGCCCUGUGAGGAAGGAAACAGUAGCUUGAAUUAAAGCUCCAUGCAACAAAAGAUCACAUGUAUUUUUGAACUUUUCAAGAACAUCAGUGGUGGAAAAGCUCCAUAGAUGUGCCUAUUGUGGGAAAAGCACACAUAGCAAAUCAUAUACUAUGCAUAACAGGAUCCACACUGGAGGAAAGCCAUACAAAUUCUCCGAAUGUGGGAAAAGAUUUAGUUAGAUCAGCUCCCUUGUGGUUCAUGAAAGGACCCACACAGGAGAGAAGUCCUAUAGCUGCUCCCAUUGCAGUAAAUGCUUUUGCAGGCAUGGCGAUAUGGUAAUACAUCAGAGGACUCACACGAGGGGAAAACCCUUUGAAUUUGCUAAGGUUGUGGGAAAACUUUCAGUCAGAAUUCCGACCUCCUGAUAUACUAGAGGAUGGACACAGGAAAGAAAUCAUAUAACUGUCCUUAUUGUGGGAAAGGUUUCAUUGCAAAUUCCCAGCUGGUGAUACACCAGAGGACUCACACAGGAGAAAAACCCUUUGAAUGUCCUAAUUGUGGCAAACGUUUCAGUCGGAUUUCAAGCCUGGCGACACACAAAAUGACUCACACAGAAGAGAAACCCUUUGAAUGUUUUGAUUGUGGCAAACGUUUUAGUUGGAAUUCUCAUUUGGUUAAACACCAGAGGACACACACAGGAGAGAAACCCUUUGAAUGUCCUGAUUGUGGGAAAGGUUUCAGUGAGAAUUCUAACUUGGUAAACCACCAGAGGGCUCACACAGGAGAGAAACCCUUUGAAUGUCUUCAUUGUGGCAGAAGUUUCAGUCAGAAUUCCAACCUGGCGAAACACCAACGGACUCACACAGGAGAGAAACCCUUUGAAUGUCCUGUUUGUGGGAAAGGUUUCAGUCAGAAUUCAAGCCUUGUGAUUCAUCAGAGGACUCACACAGAAGAGAAACCCUUUGAAUGUUCUGAUUGUGGCAAACUUUUCAGUUUGAAUUCCCAUUUGGUUAAACACCAGAGGACUCACACAGGAGAGAAACCUUUUGAAUGUCCUGAUUGUGGGAAAAGUUUCAGUCAAAGAUCCAGCUUGGUGGUACACCAGAAGAUUCACACAGGGGAGAAAUCCUUUGAAUGUCCUGAUUGUCGGAAAAGUUUCAGUCAGAAUUCUGAGCUGGUGAACCAUCAGAGGACUCACACAGGAGAAAAACCAUUUGAAUGUCCUGAUUGUGGGAAAAGUUUCAGUCAUAAUUCCAACUUGGUAAGCCAUCAAAGAACUCACACAGGAGAGAAACCCUUUGAAUGUCUUCAUUGUGGCAGAGGUUUCAGUGAGAAUUCCAACCUGGUGACACACCAAAGGACUCACACAGGAGAAAAACCAUACAAAUGUCCUGAUUGUGGGAAAGGUUUCAGUCAGAAUUCAAGCCUGGUGAAACACCAGAGGACUCACACAGGAGAGAAACCCUUUGAAUGUUCUGGUUGUGGCAAACAUUUCAGUUUGAAUUCCCAUUUGAUUAAACAUCAAAAGACUCACACAGGAGAGAAACCCUUUGAAUAUCCUGAUUGUGGGAAAAAUUUCAGUCAGAAUUCUGAGCUGGUGAACCAUCAGAGGACUCACACAGGAGAAAAAAUAUUUGGAUGUCCCGAUUGUGGGAAAAGUUUCAGUUGGUACUGCAGCCUGGUGAAACACCAGAGGAUUCACACAGGAGAGAAACCCUUUGAAUGUCCUGAUUGUGGGAAAGGUUUCAGUCAGAAUUCCAACCUGGUGGAACACCAGAGGACUCACACAGGAGAGAAACCAUUUGAAUGUUCUGAUUGUGGCAAACGUUUCAGUUGGAAUUCCAGUUUGGUUAAACAUCAAAGGACUCACACAGGAGAGAAACCCUUUGAAUGUCCUAAUUGUGGGAAAAGUUUCAGUCAAAGGUCCAACUUGGUGGUACACCAGAGGACUCACACAGGGGAGAAACCCUUUGAAUGUCCUAAUUGUGGGAAACAUUUCAGUGAGAAUUCCAAACUGGUGAAACACCAGAGGACUCACACGAGAGAAACGAUAUGAAUAUCCAGAUUGUGGGAAAAGUUUCAGUUGUAAUUCUGAUCUCGUGAAGCCAUACAAGUGUCCAGAGUGGGGGAAAGUUUCACUUACUGUUGUGACCACCAGAGGACUCACACAGGAGAGAAGCCCUUUGAAUGUCCUGAUUAUGGGAAAAGUUUCAGUCACCAUUUUAAGCUGGUGAGACACCGGAGGAUACAUACAGGAGGGAAACCAUACAAAUGAUAUGUACGUAAUGUAGGUUACACACAGGAGAGAAAGUCAAGGAAAUCCACAUUAGGCAAAAGUUGAUGAAUUUAGACAAGAUUUAAAUUUCAUUUUUGAUCUGUCAUUGGUAGGGUAGGUGAGAAAUUGACUAUUUAAGUUUUGCCCUGAUUUAUUUUACUGAAAGAUAUCUCAGAAGUGAGAAAUGAGAAACCCCAAACCUUGAAAACAGAAUAUGCCCAAACUGAACAUAAUAAUGACCAAACAACUUCUUAGAGCUGUGAUGAUGAAGCUAUGGCACGCGUGCCACAGGUGGCAUGCGGAGCCACAUUGGUGGGCAUGCGAGCAUUGUCCUAGCUCAGCUCCGACGUGCAUGUGCGCUCCAGCCAGCUAAUUUUCGCGCUUUCCAGGCCCACUGGAAGUUGGGAAACAGGCUGUUUCAGGCCUCCGGAGUGCCUCCAGGGGGUGGUGAAGGCCCGUUUUUCACUCUCCCCAGGCUCCAGAGCCUUUCUAGGAGCCUGGGGUGUGUGAAAUCAACCUUCCCCCCUCCAGAAGCCAGAAAUGGCCCUUUUGCCAACUUUGGAAUGCGCGAGGGGAGGGCACAUUGAAUUUUGCACAUGGGCACAUGUGUGCGUGACACCCCCAUGCUCCCCCAGCUUUUGGCACGCAACGGCAAAAAGGUUAAUCAUCAUUGCCUUAGUGGAAAAAGACAGAUGGAAACAUGUCACUCAUAGAAAAAAACACAAACCUAGUACAAAACCCCUGUCCAAACCAACCCAGUCUGAAGCAGCCCCACUGGUGCUAAGCAAGUGAUAUCAUGGACUCUCACUAGAAGAAAACAGAGAAGAAGCACCAUCAAAUGUCUUUUAAAAAGUACCACUACCAAAUGUGAUAGAUAGAAAAACACCACAAACCUCCUUAGGGAAAAAAAGGCGAGUGUUGGUGAUAGGAGAUUCAAUUCUCAAGGGAAACUGCCGUCUGUAGACCAGACAGUCAAUCCAGAGAGGUAUGUUGUCUCCCUGGAGCUAAAAUCAAAGAUGUGGCUGAGAACCUAACCAAAAUAAUAAAACCAACAGACUAUUACCCCUUUCUACUACUACAUGUAUGGACGAAUGACACAAAAAAGGACUUGAAAACAAUAUUGAAUGAUUAUGAGCAGCUAGGCAAGAAACUCAAGGACUUAGGUGCACAAGUAGUUUUUUCAUUUGUACUGCCAAUGAAAGGACAACAUCCAGUAAGAGAACAAAGAAUUCUAGAAGUGAACCACUGGAUAAAGGGUUGGUGUCGCCAAAAAUACUUUGGAUUCCUGGACCAUGGUCAGUACUACUUCCAAGAUGGGCUUUUGGCAAAGGAUGAGUUGCACCUCACAAAGACUGGAAGAAUGUUUUCGGAAAAUGACUGACUCAACUUAUCAGGAGAACUUUUAACCUUUUUUUUUUUAUCAAAUUUUAUUUUUUCUUUCACACACCCCCACAUAUUUUAUGAACAGAGUAUUGACCAUAUCAUAUCUUAUACAACUUGUCGUAUCCAAAUACACUUUACAUAGUUCCAGUUUCUGUCAAAAUGUUCUUUUGUCCUACUUUUUUAUCUUAUCUUAAUACUUCUAUACUUAUUAUAUACACAGCAUCACCAUCCGCCCUCAAAUCCUAAUUUCUUAACAUUAUUUCAAUUAGUUAUCCAUUGUUAAUUAUAUAUAUUCUCUUUUAACUUUCAGAUUAAUUCGGUCUUUAUCCUAAUAAAUUUAAGCAUGUUCGAGGCUGCCUUUCUACCACUUCAUUUCCCUUAUUUUACAACAAUUAUUCUUCUCUCCUCUCUUUCUCUUCCCUCCCUUCUUCUAUCCUCUUCUACUUUCUUCUUUUCUCCUCUCCUAUUCCUUCUCUACCUCCCCUUUCUUUCCCCUCCUCCUCCUUCCUUCCUCCCUUUCUAACUUCUUCUUCUACUCGUUUCCCCUCCCUUUCUUCCUCUCCUUUUCCCUUUCUUCUGUUCCUCUCACUCCUUCCUCCCUUCUCCCCUCCUUCUAUCCCUUUAAAAAGCUGCAUUUAAGCUAGCCCUGCGCGAUGGAACAGAAGAGUCUUCAGCUCGCGGCGAAAAGUCCGGAGGUCGGGGAGUUGAUGGAACCCCGGAGGCAGCUCAUUCCAGAGGGCAGGAGCCCCCACAGAGAAGGCCCUCCCCCUGGGGGUCGCCAGCCGACAUUGUUUGGCCAACGGCACUCUGAGGAGGCCCUCCCUGUGGGAGCGCACAGGUCGAUGGGAGGCUACUGGUGGCAGGGAUUAGGGGUUUGGAGACUAAAACAUAUGAAGAAUGGUUGCAGGAACUGGGUAUGGCUAGUCUAGUGAAGAGAAGGACCAGGGGAGACAUGAAAGCAGUGUUCCAAUACUUGAGGGACUGCCACAUAGAGGAGGGGGGUCAAGCUAUUUUCCAAAGCACCUGAAGUCCAGACAAGGAAUAAUAGAUGGAAACUGACCAAGGAGAGAUUCAAUCUAGAAAUGAGGAGGAACUUUCUGACAGUGAGAACAAUCAACCAAUGGAACAUCUUGCCUUCAGAAGUGGUGGGAGCUUCAUCACUUGAGACUUUCAAGAAGAGAUUGGACUGCCAUUUGUCAGAAAUGAUGUAAGGUCUCCUGCUUGAGCUGGAGGUUGGACUAAACCAGGGGUUUGCAAACUUGGCUCCUUUGAGACUUGUGGACUUUGCUGGCUGAAGAACUCUGGAAGUUCAAGUCCACAAGUCUUAAAGGACCCAAGUUUGCAGACCCCUAGACUAGACCUGUAAGGUCCCUUCCAACUCUGUUAAUCUGUUAAAUACACAUGUGAUUAGAGAGAAAAAAUGGAAAAUAUUAAUUGGAUAAAGGUGUACUGUCUUGGUGGUGUUUUUUUGGUGUUUUUUUUUUUGGUUAUUUUUGUGUUUCCCUCUCCACAGGAUCCCUCCAAGCUUUGCCCUCUCCCACAGAGUCCCUGUAGGCAUUUCCCUCCUCCCCAGGGUCCCCACAGGUGUUUCCUUCCCCAUAGAGUCCCCACAGGCCUUUUCCCCACCCACAGGGCCCCCAAAGGCUUUUUUCUUCUGCUGCGUCCCUGCAGCCCUUAGGCCUGACUUUAAUCCCACCAGGCCUCACAGCCUCCUCCUCCAUAACCUUUGAAGAUCUCUGAACCUCAAGUUUGUGAAGAAUCCCAGGACACGCAUCCCAGGGCCACCUGGCUAUGUCCUAGAAGCAGCCGUUAUUUUCAGUGUGCCUAAGAUUCAACCCUGGGCCAUGUGAUGCAUUUGUGGAAGCAGCUGCCAUUUUGUUACAUCUGCCUCAGGGCCAAAAUGGCGGCUGCUUCCGAGUCAUUGUCACGUGGGGAGAGGGAGAAACUGCUCUGUUUCGCUACCUUAACACUGUGGAAACUGCAUUAAGGGAUUGUG
Ahaetulla prasina is the source of this 6210-nucleotide messenger RNA. Its product is annotated as zinc finger protein OZF-like. The record is from RefSeq and is a predicted model, not a curated record. Bases 993 to 2612 code for a protein of 539 amino acids. Gene Ontology annotation, biological process: negative regulation of transcription by RNA polymerase II. The transcript is spliced from 2 exons. Gene Ontology annotation, molecular function: DNA-binding transcription repressor activity, RNA polymerase II-specific. Lineage: Eukaryota; Metazoa; Chordata; Lepidosauria; Squamata; Colubridae.